Messenger RNA from Varanus komodoensis (Komodo dragon), 3255 nucleotides. It is a transcript of the gene MIA2, whose product is annotated as MIA SH3 domain ER export factor 2. Gene Ontology annotation, cellular component: endoplasmic reticulum membrane; endoplasmic reticulum exit site. NCBI's taxonomy places the organism in Eukaryota, Metazoa, Chordata, Lepidosauria, Squamata, Varanidae. Bases 545 to 2911 code for a protein of 788 amino acids. Gene Ontology annotation, biological process: endoplasmic reticulum to Golgi vesicle-mediated transport; protein secretion; vesicle cargo loading. The transcript has 24 exons. The record is from RefSeq and is a predicted model, not a curated record.
CCUUGCCUGACUUUGGCUCCCUUUCCUUCUCGUAGCUUAAUUUCCAAAACAGAGGUGCCUGAGCAUGCCCACAGGUUUUAUCUCUUGAUGUGGAUGGGGUAUCGCAUUGUCCCAGCUUCCUGUGUGGAGCUGGCUACUGCGGGUAGCUCAGCUGUUGAGGGUGUUGAACUCAGCAUGUACACAACGGCACAUACGUGUCGCUUCACCUGAUCCAAGUAUUACAGUUCGUUUCAAAGUACUGAUUAAAUCUGUAGCAUAUUUCCAAGGCAAUAUUGAAAUACUUUGCUGCUUGUGAUGCAGUGUUCCAAGAGCAUAAGCACUCUGGUGGCGCUGCUACAGAUUUUAUUGAUUUGCAUUUGUAUCCUGUCUUCUCCUCUUGCAAAGAAGGCAAGGUAGCUUACAUGAUCCUCUCCAUUUUAUCCUCACACCAACUGUGAGGUAGCUUAAGCUGAAAGUCAGUGACUGGCCCAAAGCCAGCUCGUGAGCAUCAUGGCCAAAUGGGGACUAGAACCAGAUCUACCGAGUUCCAGUCUAGCACUGCAUCAUGUUGGCUCUUGCUAAAGUUGUCGCCUCGUUGCCUGAAAAUAUGAGACCUGGUCCAGAUCUUUACGGCUUUCCAUGGGAAGUUGCGAUUUGUGGUGCUGUUGUUGCCAUUUUUACUGUUCUACUACUAAUAUGCAGGAGCUAUCAGUCAGUUAGAAGUAGACUUUAUGUAGGAAGAGAGAAACAGCUUGCUGGUAAAGUUGCUGAACUAGUUGAAGACAAAUGUAAAGUACUGGAAAAAUUCAGUAUCUGCAAAAAAGAGUAUGAGGAAUUAGAAAAUUCCCUGAAAGAUGCCAGCCUUCUGCAAGGGUCAACCACUACAUCAGACAUCAAGAUGGCAUAUGAAGAACUGAGCAAUUCAAACACUGCACUCAAGAAUGAAAUAGCAACUUUAGAAAAACAACUGAAAGAAGAGAAGUCCAAACGAUCAGAACAGGAUGACUUGAUGGCAGAAAUACAGAGAAGAAUGGAAUCUUUAGAGAAUGAAGCAAAAUCUAUCCAGUUGCAAGUAGCUGAAACCAAGACUACAUUAAAAGUGUAUGAGAUUAACAGACAGAGACUGAUGACAUCUGUGCAAGAUGCCUUAGAGGAAAACAGCCAUCUACAUGAAAGUGAAAAACAACUGUUGCAAGAAGCUGAAGGAUGGGAUGAACGAUUUAAUGAACUAAAUGAACAAACAAAAAUGUUUGAAUCCUCCACAGCAGAUAUGGAUGAAGCUCUUAAAAACAAGGAAAGUCAAGUCAAGUCUCUAACUGAGUGCUUAUUGAAGAUGAAAAACUGGAGUUGUGCGGUAGGGGAGAAUGCUGCUGCUGAAAACAACCAUUGGGAGAAUGACAUCAAAAAUGAAACCGAAAAUGGGGAGCAGCUAGAAGAUGAAGAUAAACGAACUGUAAAGAAGCUGAUUUAUGCUGCAAAGCUAAAUGCUUGUCUAAAAUCCUUGGAAACUGAAAGAAGUCAAAUCUAUUCAAAGCUAACUGAUGAAAAGAAAGUAAAAGAGGAACUUGCAGAACGCAUUGAAAGUUUACAGAGGGAGCAUGUCACCUUACAGUCUGAAAACACAAAAUUUGAAAGUGAAGUUCAAAAGCUUCAGCAAAAACUUAAAGUCAUGACAGAGCUAUAUCAAGAAAAUGAAAUGAACCUCCACAGGAAGUUAACUGUAGAAGAAAAAGAGCGUUUGCAGAAGGAAGAAAAGCUUUCCAAAGUUGAUGAGAAGAUUAAUCAUGCAGUUGAAGAACUGAAUGCUUACCGACAACGAGCUAAAGAUCUGGAAGAAGAACUGGAAAGAACUGUUCGCUCUUACCAGAAUCAGGUUAUGUCACAUGAGAAGAAAGCUCAUGAUAACUGGCUGGCAGCCCGGGCAGCUGAAAGACAACUUAAUGAUCAAAGAAAAGAAAACUUGGACAAUAGGCAAAAAUUAACAGCAGCAGAAUUUAAAUAUGAUCUUUUGGAAAAAGAUCCUUAUGCCUUUGAUGUUCCAGUUGGAGCAUUUGGCCGAGAGCAAUCCCCAUAUGGACCCUCACCAAUGAGCAGACCUUCAUCUGAAACAAGAGCUUUUCUUUCCCCCCCAACCUUAUUGGAGGGUCCUUUAAGACUUUCACCUGUGCUUCCAGGUGGAGGAGGAAGAGGAUCGAGAGGACCAGGGAACACUGGUGCCUAUGAAGUUGGUAAUGAAAGAGGAGAGAUGAAUUCUGAUCCCCACAGACCACCAUCUAACACUGGAUCUUUGUCACCUCCAUGGGAUAGAGAUCACAGAGUAAAUCUGCCUUAUGCAGGUCAGCUGUAUAAUGAGCAAUCUCUUCCUCCUCGACGACCAGAAAAAUUGUAUUCCGGUCCCCCAAAUUCUGGAAGGCUUUCAGGACCAGCAGAACUAAGAAGUUAUAACAUGCAUUCUUUUGAUAAAGCAGAUGGACAAGCACCUGAAAAUAACUCCAGAAUGAACCUGACUGGAAAUGGAAUGAAAGAUCAUCCCAAUGAUAGUAAUUUGCACAAUAUGACAGAUCAAUCUCUUGCAACUGAAAGUGAAACUUCUGGAGCAGGAAUUGUGCCUCCACCACUUCCCUUACUGAGAGCACCUCUAAUGCCACUGGACCCAAGAGGACCUUAUAUGAGGCAUCCUCCAUUUUCAGCAAUGCCUCCUAGUGCUGUAUAUGGACCUCGUGAAUAUUUUCCAAGGGAUUUUGCUGGCUUGCCACGUCCUCUACUGCCAAUAAGGGGUCCACAUCCUAUGAGGCCUUUUCCCCAAUAUCCACCUCCAAGGCCUGCAAGUUUUGCACCACUGCCACCUGAUAACAGAAAUGAAUUGCCUGCUGAGUCAACAUAUCUAUCAGCUGCAUCUUCUACAGAUGAAGAAUUACAAGAAGAAACUUGAUUCUGAUACGAAAUAACUAUCCUCUUUCUCUUAACACAAUUAUUUGCUCUAAAGUAACUGUUGUUACUUAAGCAACUCAUAUUAUUGCUCAAAUUGAAGCUUAAUAGAAUAAUUCUCAGGAGAGUGUUAUGUAAAUAAUGGUUCAACUGUGAAUAAAUUGAUGGUCAAUGUACAGCAGCAAAUUUUAAAUUAUUUUUAAUUUGCAUAUCUCAAGAGAUGUAAAAAUUAGUCCCAAGAAAGAAUUCUGGCUUUGGACACAUCUGGUCUUAUAUAAAAUCACUGCAUGUGAAAGAGAAUACUUAAAACAAAAAACAAUUGUGAAAAAAUAAAGGUUUUAAAAAAUA